AUGCCCGAGUCUGCAGUAGCUAAUUACUAUUUACAGAGUACUUUGUUUAUGUGUUUAAACGAGCAUAAAUACAAAUGCUGAGCUUGGGCAAUCCAUGUCAGUCCACCACAAUAAGAGCUAAAAACAAUGCUUAACAUUUGCCAAGUCAAAGAUACAAACAGCAUCAAGCUGGAAGCUGUGGACCUGCAGUUCGCUAUGGAGCAAUCAAAUUGGGAACAGGCACAAAACAGCACAGAGCAGCAACAGGACGGGAUUUUCGCGUGGGAAAUGACAAAGAAGCAACUUAAAACGAGCUCUGAGAGAACAGAGUUUACGUCAAAUUUCGAUGUGGAUCCGGAUAUUCGAAAAGCCAAAUUCUUGCAGCGACCGGAGAAAAGAAAACCACAACGCACAAUGGAAAAGGAUAAAAAGGAAACGAGGCUGCCAGAAGUAUUUCGAUAUUUUGGCAGUAUUCAAAGAGUAAAGGAGCCGAGAGCCAAACCAGGUGCAAUUAUCGCCACCUGCAACGCGUGCGGCACACGCAUCAGAGGCUUCCUCACAGUCACCUCCAACUUCAUCAAACAUUUGCGUGUGAAGCAUGUGAAAAUUCACGCUGCCUUCAUUGGCUCGAAGUACGCCAUAGAAGAGGCCGCAACGGAAGAGCAGCAGAGCGAUUCGUUUGAGCACCGCGUCAUGUGCUAUAUAAUAGAUAAUGCCCUGCCCCUGGCAACUGUGGAGUCUCCCAGUUUCCUCAAUCUCUUCAAGAAUACCAAUUUACGUGUGAUGAAUCAGGCGAGACUGAAGAGUCACUUGGAUGAGCGCUUUCUGCAAAUGUCUGACAGUAUUAAACAGCAGCUGGCGAGCCAGAAAUACGUUUGCAUUACGACAAACAUCUGCUCAAAUAGCAGCGAGUACAACUAUUUCGUUUAUAGUUGUCAUUGGCUGGACGAGAAGUUUCAGAGGCAUUCAGCUGCCCUGGCCUGCAGGCGUUUCUCUGGGGAUUAUGCUCAGGUAUUGGAGACGAUACGCAAAAUUAACAAUGUGUACGCAUUCAAUAAUCUAAAAAUUGUGGGAUCUAUCACAAAUAAUGAUAGAAAUUACUCAAAAGCCUUUCAAGAAUUCGGCAUAGAUUUGAAAAAGGAAAUAAAUAAUCAAGACCAUAUAAAUGUCGAUGACCUAAAGGAACUCAUCUGCGAGGCCUUACCAAAUCGAAUGGAAUGUGCAAACGAAAUACUAAAUAUUGUAGCCUCUACUGAUUUCUUGAAAUUGCUGUCCAGGGAUAAAAACCUAAAGGAACGACACUUGAAGAUCAUGGCCAAAUGUAGUGCACUGUGGCGCAAAUGUUUUUGCUCUCCAUCGGCUCAGAUCAUUGCCGCCCUCUUGGGUGAGGCUUUAGUGUGUCCCUCUAGAAAUCGUUGGUUUUCCAUAUACGAUAGCAUUUGCUGCAUUCUGUUGCACAAGGAUAAACUUGGUGAGCUUUGCAGUCAGCUGGCUUUGCAUAACUCCUGUUUCUCUGCCAGUGAUUUGCAAUAUCUCGAGGAAUAUCGCAUCCUAAUGUCACCUAUAGCAACGACAAUCGAGUUUUUGCGCAUGGAGAGCAAUUUAUACUAUGGCUGUCUAAUUCCUGCCUUGACUUCGCUUUGCGUUAAACUGAAGAGAGUCUCAGAUGUCUUGGAACUGAUCGACCUGAAGAGUUUGGCCUUUGAGCUACAAGUGGAACUGAAGCAGCGAUUCUCCAACUAUAUUCAGCUGGCUGCAGAGGCAAAUCAUGCAAUUAUUGCAUCUGUUCUGUGUCCUGGCAUCAAAAUGCGUUGGCUUAAUGUCUUAGCCAAGCUUUCGGCCCAUGAACAGCGCAGCGCGAGGGAAAUACAACAAAUGGUAAUUGCAGAGGUUGUGCGGCAUGCGAAGGCUACAGAGAAUGUUGGCCAAAGUGCUGCCAUGGAAACGGCUUAUACAACGGGCAAGGAUGAUUUCUAUGAAUUCGAUGAAAUGGAUGAUGUUUGUGAGACAAGCGAUUUGGAUAUGUCGCAGCCCUCGCCUCUGCCAGCUGCCACGAAAUUAAUAGAGAAUGCCGAGUCACAGCUUCUGGACUAUCUAAAAGAUCCAUGCACCUCAUUUGAGACGCUCGCCAAGUAUCCUUUAUUGCAAGACCUGGCACUCAAAUAUAACACGCCCCUAACAUCGGCAAAUGAGGGAGCACUAACAAAACCGCAUAUUAACAGAUAUAAUCAAAUAACAAAUCUAGCCGAUUAUUCAGUAGAAAAACUCAUCUUACUAAAGGCAAAUUAUAAUAAUAAUUAUUAAAUAAUGGAUAAUUAAUGUUCUUGUUCAAGUAAGAAACUCAAAAAAGAGUUGGAAGAAACGUACUUCAAUUGCAGUUCAAAGAUUCAUUCCAAUUAGACUUCUAAUUAAAGUAAAAGAUUUGCCAACUUGUGCUGCAGUUCCAAUCAAGGGAAUAAUACAGAUAGGCAUUCCAAUUUAAAGUCUAAUUCCAUUCGAAUCGAUAUUCCAAUUGAAGUCAAAUUUUCUAGAACAGGUUUUCUUCUGAAAACUAUUCGAAAACUACAUUUUUACUAAAUAUAUAUAUUUUAUUUAAAAUGAAAAAGCCAUCAACAAAACUUCCAAUCAAACAAAUUUCGGAGAUUUCAAACAAAUUGUCAUUCACAAUUGUGCUUCGUAACGAUUAAUGCCAUUCGCAGCGAUAGAGCGCACCAACCAUAUUCACAAUAGUAUUUGCACGCUUUCAAGUUGUAAAUAAAAUCUGGAGUAAAUGCCGAAAUCAAAAUUUUAAAGAAAAGGACAGAAAAUGCCUAAGCAAAUCUUAACUGCCAGCAGCGCCAAGAAAGACGUUAAGGAGAAUAAGGAUGCCUUAGAAGAUGAAGCGCACCAAAGAGCUGUCAAUGCGCAGUUAAAAAUUGAAGUGAAUUUAAAUGAAAUGACAAAGAAGGCACGGGUACGUCUACGAAACGCAAUUGCUAAGGAAAUGUCGGAAGUGAACAGACGCAAGUUAGCUGCAGCAAAAGCGCCGAAGAAAUCAAAGAAGAGAUCCAAAACAGCUGCAGCUGCAUCAGCAGCACCAGCACCAGCAAGAACAACAGCAAUAGCCACAACAACAAAGACUGCGCCAAACACCAAUUCCAAUUCGAAUCUGAAUAUAAAGGCACCUUCAAGUGCUCCAAGUUCCAAACCGAAUUCUAGCAGAAGCUCAAAUUCUAAUACUGGCAACAGUCAAGUGCAGCUUGGCUUCAUAGCAUCGAAGAGAUCGGCUCCGCUCACAGAGAAACAGAUGGCCCGACUGCAGGAGGCCAUAUUGGAUGUAACUGUAAAUAACAAAACAAAUUUGCGCCCACAAUACGACGACUGCAUACCGCAGUCGGAGUGGCUGCUGCUGGUGUGCGCCAAUAAGAAGACCGCGAACUGGAUUAAAGACCAUUUUAAUUUGAUACGCAAGCGAAGCAGACUGGAAAUCGAUUUGCUGGAGGAGAAUCAGAUACCACGCCAUAUUAUUGAAGGCUACUUUCCCAAUAGUGCGCAUCUGCCAGACGAUAAGGUUCUGGCAUUGAUAAAUGCACAAAAUCCCAUUCAAACACAACAAUGGAGAAUUUUACGUCGCUCUGCGAAUGGCAGCACACUGCACUUAUCGAUAGCUAUCGAUGGCAACUCAAAACAAACGCUCGUUACGCGGGGCGGCAAUAUUUGUUAUUGCUUCGGCCGCAUCUGUUUAAAUCUUAACAACUAUACAGCUGAUGUCACCUCUACGAGUGUGCACUCGAUGCAGCAUCAGCUGAAUGAAAGUAAAUUGGAUUUGUACAAUCAAGUGUCUGGCAGUGAGUGGAACUUAAUUAUGGACCAAUUAGAUUCGGUCUUUGAUGGCGUAAAUAAUGUGCGCACUCCCAAUAACAGCAUUUCCGAAUGGAAUGCGCAAUUCAACUGUGAAUUCAACGGACAGCUCUAAGAAGCUUGGGUCACAAAACUGUAUGCAAACAACGGUUAUGGAAGGACUCGCAGUCAUUUUUAGUAAAAUCGUUAAGUUUAAAAAUAUUUAAAGAGAUAAUAACAGUGGUAUAACAAUGAAGUAUAAUUUGACCAAUUAA
Molecule: messenger RNA, 4073 nt
Organism: Drosophila mojavensis
Lineage: Eukaryota; Metazoa; Arthropoda; Insecta; Diptera; Drosophilidae
Exons: 6
Coding region: 127-2283 (718 amino acids)
Source: RefSeq, a predicted model, not a curated record